AUGGACGGACGGACAGACUUGCGGUGUCUUGGAUGGUCGUCUCCAGUGUUCCUUUUCCACUGCCGUGGCGCUCACGUACAGCGUACAGCGUACCAUCGCUGGCAAGGCGAGAUCGGGUGCAGCGCGUGUUCCAAGUUUGACCGUUCGUCACUGCCCUUGCACCUGACCCAGCUGCUGACGCCCCUUGCGCCCCUCGCGUACCCAUCCCAUGUUCCUGCCCACGUCCACUUCUCAGUCGUGCUGAUCCAUCCAUCAGGCACGGGAAGCACCGUCUGCGGAAGAAGAAGGAGAGACGAGGAGCGCCGACCCCCACCCGCGCCUGCCUGGGCUGUCACGGCACCGUUUGGAUCUGCACCUCCCGUCCCGUUGGUGGUCGUGAGCUGGCCCUGUGCCUCCCCCCCCCCUGUGCUUCCUCCAAGCUACAAAGACCCUCUCAAGCCUCUUCCACCCACUUGGACACUUCUAGCCAAGGCCAUGUUGGGUGAUAAGAAUCCAUCUGCUUCGAAUUCCCCUUACCAACAUCCCCUAAGCGAGCUCGGAACCCCCCUUCUACAGCCCUCCGAGCCUGGCGAACCUCUUCCUCUGCGCCUCGAACCUCUGCGCCAACGUCUCCGAACCGAACCUUCGACAGCGAGCGCCGGCACGCUACACCCUCUUGGUCUCAUGUGGGAUUACACGCUCAAGUCUCCCGCCGACCCCCGUGAAGUCUUCGAGGAUGGCGUUCUCGACCACAUCUUGGACGACCACCCCGAAAGGCGAACACGAUGGAGUCGCUUCCGCCUCUGGCUGGCCCAGGGAAGAUGGAACGAAAAGGAGCACACGUGUGUCUACGUGAGUAGCAACGUCUCCUUUGGUUUCGCCUUCGCAACAGACGUCAUCGUUGAGCAAUCGAGAUUCUAUAACCAGGAGGCUACCAUUCCGUAUCAGCUGUUGCUCAUCCUGUCGACCCAGAUUCUGGGCUACGCCUUUGCAGGCAUUACGCGCCGCUUUCUGGUUCGUCCUGGCGGCAUGAUUUGGCCCGGCACGCUCAUGUCUGCUGCGAUGUUUGGCACUCUCCACAAGGAGGAGAACAAACCGGCCAAUGGCUGGCGCAUGUCCCGAUGGAAAUUCUUCUACAUUGUGUGGACGGGAGCCUUCGUCUUCUACUUCCUGCCGGGACUUCUCAUGCCGUGUCUCAGCUACUUCAACGUCAUCACCUGGUUUGCACCGAAGAACGUCGUCAUUGCAAACCUGUUCGGGGUGUCGUCUGGACUUGGCCUCUUCCCCCUGACUUUCGAUUGGGCGCAGAUCUCUUACAUUGGCUCUCCGCUCUUGGUACCAUUUUGGGCGGCAAUGAAUGUCAUUGGUGGCAUGUUCGUCGUCAUGUGGUUCGUCGCGCCGAUUGCUUACUACGGAAACAUGUUUUACUCUUCCUACAUGCCAAUCUUGUCGUCGGCUGUAUUCGACAACACCGGAAACGUCUACAACGUCAGCCGCAUCCUGACUGACGAGUUUCUCUUCGACAAGGAGGCCUACACGAACUACAGCCGUGUCUUCCUGCCCAUCACCUACGUGCUGAGUUAUGGAGUGCAAUUCGCAGGUCUAGCUGCGUUGCUCACGCAUACGGCCUGCUGGCAUGGAAAAGACAUGUGGGAGACUUGGAAGACAUCUUGGCAGGAGGCGCGGGAGGAUGGCAAACCAACCUACCAGCCUGUUUCAAACGAACCCGAUUUUGCCGCACCCGACAGCCCAGCAACGCCGGGCCUGUCAAGGGCAUCCACAAAUUCAGACAGCCAUCUCUUCAAGGAGGAUGUGCACAGCCGACUGAUGAGACGUACGUACAACGUCAUGCAGCGGAUUCAUUCCACUAACUUUGCUUGCAGCUACCCGAUUCACCUGCCAUGGUAUGGAUUGCUACUUGCAUUGGGCGUCUGUGCUGUCUUCUUUAUUCCCAACGGCAUAAUCAUGGCAGUGACGAACCAGCAUAGCAGCAUUUAUCUCAUUUGCCAGCUGAUCUGCGGUGCUGUCUUCCCCGGACGACCUAUUGCGAACAUGGUGUUUGUGACAUACGGCUACAUCUCCUCAGCGCAGGGCAUCAAGUUUGCUUCGGACCUCAAACUCGGCCACUAUAUGAAGAUCCCUCCUCGCAUCAUGUUCUCCGUUCAGAUGGCGGCGACCGUGGUCUCGUCGAUCACACAGAUCUUUGUGCUCAAUUGGAUGUUCGCCAACGUUCCCGGCAUUUGCACCAAGGAUGCGGUCAAUGGAUUCACCUGCCCGUUCGCUCGUGUUCACUUCAACGGCUCAAUCCUAUGGGGCGUUGUUGGGCCCGGCGAGUUCUUCGGACCCAACGCGACCUACAGGAGCCUUGUCUGGUUCUUCCUGUUGGGGGCCGUUCUGCCAAUUCCGCUCUGGCUAUACAGUCGCAACAAGAAGAACAGCAUUGUGCGAAAAAUAAACCUGCCGCUGGUGUUCGGCACGAUGUCCUGGAUUCCGCCGGCUACAGGACUCAAUUUCUCGGUGUGGGUGCUGGUGUGCUACGUCUUCAACUACCACAUCAAACGCCGCGCGAGCGCGUGGUGGGCCAAGUACACCAUGACAAUGAGCGCGGCGCUCGACUCAGGAUUGGCAUUCGGUAUCGUGAUUGUCUUCUUUGGCUUUGUGUACCCGGGCCUGAUGAAGGGCUUCAGCUGGUGGGGGACAGAGGUUUACAAGCAGGGCUGCGACUGGCAGGCGUGCCCUUACAAGACGCUGCCCGAGGGCGCGCAUUUUGGACCAGACACAUGGUAA
Messenger RNA from Verticillium alfalfae VaMs.102, 2766 nucleotides. RefSeq names its product sexual differentiation process protein isp4. Gene Ontology annotation, biological process: transmembrane transport. The coding region runs from base 1 to 2766 and encodes 921 amino acids. Gene Ontology annotation, molecular function: oligopeptide transmembrane transporter activity. The record is from RefSeq and is a predicted model, not a curated record. NCBI's taxonomy places the organism in Eukaryota, Fungi, Ascomycota, Sordariomycetes, Glomerellales, Plectosphaerellaceae. The transcript has 5 exons.